AUGAAACGACGUAGUGUUACAUUUACGGACACUCCACCCGAAGUAAUCGAUAACGAUAACGAUAGCUACAACAUCUAUACUCCUUUGCCAACCGGCAAUAUUUUUCUUUACCUACAACUGGCAAAAAUUGAGAGAAGGCAACGAAGGUAUGCUUUAGAGACUCAGCAUCAGUUGCAUCAGUAUCAUUAUUCUCGUUCCGUACCUAAUCUCAACAAGCAACAUCAUUAUUUGUCAGUGGAAUCAAAAUUUUCUAAAUCUCAUUUUAAUAUUAAUAGAGGAAAGAACUUUUUCCAACAGAGACAACGAAUGGAUCCAGUUUAUCUAUCAAUACCAGAUCUUGCUAUGACUGUACAACCACGUUUAAGAGCAGCAAUUGAAUCGGUACGUAUUUUUAACAAAAAUGUUACAAAAAUGGAUACAUCAUGGAAUUUAUAUGGUUUAUGCAGGAAAGGACGAGGGGAGAAGUUGUUACAAUGUCACUAUGGAUCUGUAUCUGAUUAUUUUCUCAAUACACAUAGAAAUGCAAUCGUUUCUAAUAAUGCUGCCGCAGAAUCAUCUGUUAAGAAUAUUAUUGACAUAGCUUCAGAAUCAUCUAUUAAGGAUAAUGUUGAUCAUCGUAUUAAUAAGAGAAAUGAUAGUAAUAAUGAUACUGUUACUAGAAGAGGGAUUAUUCAGCAGUACAAAAGUUCCGUUAGUAAUGAUAGGAAUUGUAUCAAAAAUGAUGCCAUUAAUAAUGCUUCCGAUUCAAUAGUAUGUUAUAGCUACACUCAUGAUAACAGAAAUGACAGUAAUGUUAACAGUGAUGUCGAAAAUAUCAUCAAGAGCAGUGGUAGAGUUAAUAAUUCUGAUAAUGAUUAUGGAAAACUGACUGAGCGAUUUCUACAACGUUAUAAUUACCAUUAUUUGAAUAACUGCAAAAAAUUUAAUUCUGCCGCAGAGACCGUCAAUAACUGGUUUUUGAAAAAUGUUGGCUAUAAUAAUGAUAAUGGAAUUAAUUGCCGAUGUUAUUCAUUGUUAAACAAACCGUUGCAACGAAAGGAUUGUCAUCAACGACACCACUCCAGUGAUGCUAGAAAUAUAUCCUCUCUCUUCACUUCUACAACCAGCCAUAAUAGCAAAAUGAGAAAUGUUAUUAGUAAGCAUCAGUGGUAUUGUUAUCCGUCCGUGAUGUAUUCAAAAACGCAGUUGGUAGAUGGUAAUCUAUUUUUUCUCGAUUCUGAAAUGGCAAAACAUAUCGCGGAAUGUUUAGAGCAAUUCAAUACGGGUUUGGAUAAAGUUUUACAAGCACGUCAACUAUUAGAAACUUCACAAGAAUUACCAGUGGAUGAUCGUGAGACGAUGCUACGCUUGCUCAAUCAGGCAAUGCGAACAAGCCUCAAACGGAUGGAAUACAACGAUGACCGUUAUGAACCUGAUGGACGGCACAGCGAAAGCCCAAAUAGUCUGGGCGGUCAACGACAAUGUGCACCAAUUCAGCAACUUUGUGGCACCAAUGAUGGUAAUGCCAACUUCCAUAACAUCACCAAUAAUGUUGAUCCAGCGGAAUUUUUCCAACAGCAUGGACAACAGCUACUUGCUCUUCUCCAACAAAACAUGGCGAAGCAGAAUUGA
Molecule: messenger RNA, 1611 nt
Organism: Acanthocheilonema viteae
Lineage: Eukaryota; Metazoa; Nematoda; Chromadorea; Rhabditida; Onchocercidae
Source: the annotation of a GenBank genome assembly